Poeciliopsis prolifica (blackstripe livebearer) is the source of this 1494-nucleotide messenger RNA. Its product is annotated as semaphorin-4D-like. The record is from RefSeq and is a predicted model, not a curated record. Gene Ontology annotation, molecular function: semaphorin receptor binding; chemorepellent activity. Lineage: Eukaryota; Metazoa; Chordata; Actinopteri; Cyprinodontiformes; Poeciliidae. Gene Ontology annotation, biological process: semaphorin-plexin signaling pathway; positive regulation of cell migration; negative regulation of axon extension involved in axon guidance.
AUGUUUUUCAAAAGAUCGGUUUCAGAAAUUGUAAAACUUUUUCUUCUGCUCACAACAGAAAACACAUUCUAUACAGCUGGUUCUGUAGACGUCAUAGGAAGAAAAAAGGCUUUCCUGAGAAGCAUUCCAGAGAGCAUUUCUCUCUCUACUGAAGAUAAAAUAUCUUGGUUCAAUGACCCCAUCAUGAUUUCCAUAAACGUUGCUGAAACCAGCAAAAGUUCAGAGAACAGAGAGGAUGACAAUUUAUUCGUGUUCUUUACUGAGAUUGCCGUGGAGGAACGACGCAGCAACCUCCGUUUGUCGAGAGUUGCACGAUUGUGUAAAGGUGACUUGGGAGGCUUUGUAGUUCGGAGAAAAAGGACUUCUUUCCUGAAAGCCCGUUUAGACUGCCCGUUUGGAGAGAAAGGUUCAAUAUCUCUGUUGCAGAGUGUCUUUCUUGUCAAUGAUGAAAAUAAUGUGACAGAGAGCCUCUUCUAUGCAACAUUCACCUCUAGUCCGUCAUCCAACUCUACAUCCAGUUCCUGCAGUCAGUCCGCUGUCUGUGCCUACAAGCUAUCAGACAUCCAGCAAGUUUACAGGGGGAACCUUCUGCAUGAAGUAAUUCCUGGAAUUUGGGUGAAGGACUUAGGAAAAGAGAGCUACACCUACCCUCGUUCAUGUAUUAAUGAUGAAAUGCGAGCCAAGAAUGUGAAGACCUCUCACAACAUCCCAGAUUCAACCCUUGUAUUUGCGAGAAACCACCCUCUGAUGGAGGGAGGAGUGAUGCCGAUCACUGGGAGGCCCCUGCUGGUCCAGUCUACGGCCCAGUUCUCUAAAAUUGUUGUUGACAAAGUAACAUCUCUGGAUGGACAGCAGUACAACGUCAUGUUUAUUAGCAACAACUCUGGUUGGCUGCAGAAGGCGGUGUGGUCUGGUGAUGAUGGAGGGCGAAUCAUUGAGGAGUUGCAGCUGUUUCAGGAUCCUCAGCCCAUUCGCUUCCUUCAGCUCUCCUCUAGAAGUGGUCAGCUGUACAGUGCAACUAGAACUGCUGUUGCUCAGCUCAGUGUGAGGGACUGCAGCCGCUACACAUCCUGUGCCGACUGCCUUACUGCCAGAGAUCCAUACUGUGGCUGGGACCGUCUCAGAGGCCUGUGUGCUGUUGCUGUGUCAAAGAUUAUCGACAUCCACCUCACAGUUGACGUGGCACAGUUCCUCCCCUGCUCCCCUGACACCAAUCUCCCCAUCAGCUGGAGCUUCUCUGGUAACAUCCUUGAGCCCGGUCCCCGACACAUUCUGCUCAGCCAGGGACUCGUUUUAACACCUUCCUUCACUGAUGAAGGCCUUUACACCUGUGAGACAGUGGAAGUAGUUAAAGGCAGAGAGCACAGGAUAGCGGUGAUCUUGUACAACAUUAAGGUUUCUGAGGUUGGGAUAUACACCUGGUGGAAACAGAAUUCUCAAAAUGAUGCUGGCGAUAUUAAUGUUGAGAGUGACAGUGGCAGUUGGGAAUUCUAA